AUGGAACACGAACUAUACCAUCAGCAUCAUUCCUUAGACCUUCCGCAAGUGCUGGUACUUAAACCACCAGCAUUCUUCAAAUACCUUGAAGACCAAUUAGUCAAUAAGUUCCCUCUUUUGAAAGCAUGGGAGUCACCAUUAUCUCAAGAUAAGUUCUUGAAACCCCAUGCGCAUUCAGUUCAAGCCAUGAUAUGCUUAGCAUGUGUGUCUGCCUAUGCUGCCAUCCUCCAACUGCUGCCUGCUCUGCAUCUCAUUGUCACUGACAGUGCUGGCCUCAAUGCUGGAAACAUUUUUUCUAAGGAUGGGGCAGAGAUGACAGUGGGGUUGUUGAUUGAUGUGUUGAGAAAAAUUUCUGCUGCUGAUCAGUAUGUGAGGCAAGGGCAUUGUGAUGUCCUCAUCAUUUGUUGUGGAUUAACUGACCAAACCCGUAACAUGGUAAGUAAGGAAGUUGUAAUGGUAUUCGGGAAGGAAGGAGUGAUUACUAAAAUUGGAUGCGGACCUAUUAUUGAUGAGAAGGCAGUGGUGCGCUGCUUGCUCGAUGGAGAGAUUAAUGGUGCUGGUUUGGACGUGUUUGGAAAUGAGCCUAAUGUUCCUAAUGAGCUAUUUGAAUUAGAUAAUGUUGUUCUAUCCCCACAUAGAGCUGUCUUCACCGAGGAAUCUUUCUAG
Molecule: messenger RNA, 666 nt
Organism: Dovyalis caffra
Lineage: Eukaryota; Viridiplantae; Streptophyta; Magnoliopsida; Malpighiales; Salicaceae
Source: the annotation of a GenBank genome assembly